Molecule: messenger RNA, 378 nt
Organism: Laccaria bicolor S238N-H82
Lineage: Eukaryota; Fungi; Basidiomycota; Agaricomycetes; Agaricales; Hydnangiaceae
Exons: 6
Coding region: 1-378 (125 amino acids)
Source: RefSeq, a predicted model, not a curated record
AUGGCCGACUCAGAAGACUUUUGGCAUCCUUUCUUCAAAAUCCGCAUCGAUAAUCAAAAGAAUCGAGGCUCAAGAAAUGAACUCACUGCUAAUGACCUUGUUUUAUCACUAUAUAUGAUUGUUCUACUGGCUGGGGACGGAAAAUUACAGGAAAUAGAAUGGGAACAGUGGAAUAACGCUACAGUGAACACACAAAAAGUCGUACGGACCCACGGUGCGUUCGCAUUUGGCCACAGAGAGCCUACCAAAGGAGGUGUUAUAUUUCUAAGUAAGGCUGCGACCAGCUCAAGUUUGCUUAUCCGAUGUUCUUCAGGAAAGUUCCCGUUCGCCCUGCAGCCCGCAAGCGGUGAUCUUCUCGUACCUGCCAAGUCUACCUAG